This is a messenger RNA of Fragaria vesca subsp. vesca, 1164 nucleotides long. RefSeq lists its product as uncharacterized. The transcript has 3 exons. Bases 88 to 1020 code for a protein of 310 amino acids. The record is from RefSeq and is a predicted model, not a curated record. Lineage: Eukaryota; Viridiplantae; Streptophyta; Magnoliopsida; Rosales; Rosaceae.
AAAAGAGAGAGUGGUAAAAAAACAGAGGCUUUACUCUUUCCGGCGAUUCUCGGCGACAUCUCGACUCCGAUAGAUUUGUAGUUGUAGAUGGAUAAUGAAGGUGGUGUUCAACCGAAGCAAGAACGUUCGAGGACGAGGUGGACACCAGCCCUUGACAAGACAUUUGCAGAGUUGGUUAUUAAGCAGAUUCAGUUGGGGAACAGGCCAAACAAUGUUUUCGAUAAGAAAACAUGGAAUAUUAUCCGCGAUGAGUUUAACAGGCUAACGGAUCUCAACUUCAACAACAAUCAGUUGAGGAAGCACCUGGACGUUCUAAGGACACGCUUCUACAGUCUGAAGUCGGCUUAUGAUCAACCUAAUGACUAUGCUUUGGAAGAUCCGUGUUGUAUCGAGUUUGAUCAUCUAUGGGCAGACCUAGGGGCACAGCAGCCGAGGGCUGAAACUUCUAAAGUAAAGGAUUGUCCCAUAUAUGAUCAGCUGUGCACAAUAUUCACAGACUCAGCAGCUGAUGGGAAAUACGCUCAAUCUAGUCAUUAUGAAGGGUUAGACAAGUCGGCAGGAACGGACAAUGUAGGUUUCAGUUCCUGUCCUCUCAGUGAAGCCCCUCACUCUGAAAAUACACCAUCCUCAAGACCUGUGCAAGGAAAUUUGUUAUUUGCAGAAAAGGUUACCAAGCUUGUAGUAGAGAGGAAAAGGAAGCGUACAUCUGAUGCACAGGCUUCUGAGAGUCAAAGCAGAAGAGAUCAAGAAACAUGUGAUACUAUGGCAAAAGCCCUACAAGAUAUGAUUGCAGCCUCAAAGCUGAGGACAGCCGCAACAAUGCCUAGAGAUGACAAGUUUAGCAUAAGUAAUUGUAUAAGAGCAUUGGACGAGAUAAAAGACGUUGACGAACAGCGUUACUUUGCUGCAGUUGACCUGUUUGAUAACCCUAAUUUAAGGGAGACAUUCAUCUCUCUAAAAGGUGAUCAUAUACGGUUGACGUGGUUGCAAGGGAAGUGCAGUAAAACUGCCUACAGUUAGGUUAGGGCUAGAACUUUUAGAAUUUUUUGUCAGUACAGAACUGAUCUUGGUGGCAACAGUUUCUUUUAGAAUUAUAGUCCACUAACUUGUUCAUAAUAUGGCUUUAUUCAGGAGAAGAAAUAGUCAGACUACUUUGUUCAUAUA